Molecule: messenger RNA, 4069 nt
Organism: Rhinichthys klamathensis goyatoka
Lineage: Eukaryota; Metazoa; Chordata; Actinopteri; Cypriniformes; Leuciscidae
Gene: ddx6
Product: DEAD (Asp-Glu-Ala-Asp) box helicase 6
Exons: 14
Coding region: 540-1994 (484 amino acids)
Biological process (GO): P-body assembly; cytoplasmic stress granule assembly
Cellular component (GO): cytoplasmic stress granule; P-body
Molecular function (GO): RNA helicase activity; mRNA binding; ATP binding
Source: RefSeq, a predicted model, not a curated record
AUGUGACUGAUUAUGGGAGGGUUUAAAGAUGACUGGAAGCCAUCUUACACACUCGCUUUACACCCCUAAAUAUAUGUCAGAGCUCUACACCUAUAAUUCACAAACACGCAGAAAGAUAUACUCAGCCACGUUUGGUGGAAAACAUUUAAAAUAGUUGAAAUUGGAGAGAAAGGAAUGGACAGAAUCAUCAAAAAGACUAACACUGGCUUCCUAGCCCCUGCUCUGUGAAACUUUCCUUUUGCAGAGGAAAGAUUCACUCAUUCAUGGAAGGAUAAUUGAAGCUAAUCCUCCCCGCUUAUAAUAUCUGUGACCUGUUGCUUGAGUGACAUUCAUAUUGAGAUGUUCCACAAGAGACUUGCAUAUUGAGGAACAAGGAACUGGUGAAAAAUAUUGCUUUAACUUUCUUUUUUUUUUUUUUCGUGCUCUUUGGACACUGCGAAAGCUGUGGGAAGGACAACUUGUGAAUUGUUUUGCAAGCCCAUCCAGAUAAACUUAUCUCCACUGUUUUUGUCACAUUUGGAGGAUAGAAAAUUUAAGACAUGAGUACAGCCAGAAUGGAAAAUCCAGUGAUUCUGGGACUGUCGAAUCAGAAUGGCCAAAUGCGAGGCUCUGUGAAGCCAGCAGGGGGUCCUGGAGGAGGUGGAGGGGGGUCCCAAACAAUGCAACCUACCCAGGUCAAAGCCUCCAGCACAGUCAACAAUGGCAACUCCCAGCCUGUACCCACAGCCAACACUAUCAUCAAGCCUGGGGAUGACUGGAAGAAGAAUCUAAAGCUUCCUCCAAAGGAUAUGCGCAUGAGAACUUCAGAUGUGACGGCGACCAAGGGAAAUGAGUUUGAGGAUUACUGCCUGAAACGGGAGUUGCUUAUGGGCAUCUUUGAAAUGGGCUGGGAGAAACCAUCACCUAUACAGGAGGAGAGCAUUCCCAUUGCGUUGUCUGGGAGGGACAUUCUAGCCAGAGCCAAGAACGGCACAGGAAAAAGUGGCGCCUACCUCAUUCCCUUACUUGAACGCAUUGACCUGAAGAAAGAUAGCAUACAAGCAUUGGUCAUUGUGCCCACUAGAGAACUGGCUCUACAAGUCAGCCAGAUCUGCAUCCAGGUCAGCAAACACAUGGGCGGGGUCAAGGUUAUGGCAACUACAGGUGGAACCAACCUCCGUGAUGACAUCAUGAGACUCGACGAAACAGUGCAUGUUGUCAUCGCCACUCCAGGAAGAAUUUUAGACCUCAUCAAAAAGGGAGUGGCCAAAGUCAAUCAAGUACAGAUGGUUGUGUUGGAUGAGGCAGAUAAACUCCUGUCGCAGGACUUUGUACAGAUGAUGGAGGAGAUGCUGAGCUCUUUGCCCAAACAAAGGCAAAUUUUGCUGUACUCUGCCACCUUCCCACUGAGUGUGCAAAAGUUCAUGAACGCCCAUCUGCAGAAGCCCUAUGAGAUAAACCUGAUGGAGGAGCUGACCCUGAAAGGGGUUACUCAGUAUUACGCCUAUGUGACUGAAAGGCAGAAAGUCCAUUGCCUUAAUACUCUGUUCUCCAGGCUCCAGAUCAAUCAGUCUAUAAUCUUCUGCAAUUCAUCCCAGCGAGUGGAGCUCCUGGCCAAGAAGAUUUCGCAGCUUGGAUACUCCUGUUUCUACAUUCAUGCCAAGAUGAGACAGGAACACCGAAACCGCGUGUUCCAUGAUUUCAGAAACGGCUUAUGUCGAAAUCUCGUCUGCACUGAUCUCUUCACAAGAGGAAUUGAUAUACAAGCUGUGAAUGUGGUGAUCAACUUCGAUUUCCCCAAACUUGGGGAGACGUACCUCCAUCGCAUUGGCAGAUCUGGCCGAUUUGGACACUUGGGUCUGGCCAUUAACUUGAUCACUUAUGAUGACCGCUUUAACCUGAAAGGUAUUGAAGAACAGCUGGGUACUGAAAUCAAGCCCAUUCCCAGCAGUAUUGACAAGAGUCUAUAUGUGGCCGAGUACCAUAGUGAGAGUGGGGAGGAGGUUAAACUGUGAGCAGGAGAGAUCACCAAUCCUUUGUCCCCUAUCCCCACCUUUUUUUCCUUCCCUACUGUGUAUAGGGAGUAGGGGAUAAUUUUGUUUAAACUAUAUCUUCCUUCUGUCUUCCUCUUCCCCCGUUUUUUUUUUCUUCCUGUCUUGUUUGGUGCCACCACAAGGAAUGUGAUGUUGCAAAGGCACAAUAAUCGGGAAGGACUCAUGGCCUAAUAAAGGACUGCUGCACUGAAAUUUUCAUCCUGAAGACUUCAAAUCCCUCGAGGAGGGAAAGAGGGGACACGAGGAUUUAUCUCCUAAGAAAAGAAAUGACUACUUAUUGCCUGCAAGCACAUUCUCACCCCACUCUCUCUGUCCCUCUGCACAUCUUCAUGUUUCUAGUCAUUUGAAACAAGUGCCUUAACAAGCAGUCUAACUUGUUCAAAAAGUAAUAACCUGAUAUGAUUUUUUUUUUUCUCCUUUCAUAACUCUUCAUUUUAAGACAUGAUCUUGAUUUUUCUAUGGCUUUUGGGAUCGCUUGUCUGCCCCCUCCUGUUUGACAUCAGAAGAAUAAUUUUGCAUUUGCCACCUAUAGAUUUUUGGGGCAAUGAAGAACAGGAUUUCACAGUGGGAGAGAGGAUGGGGGUGGUGUGUGUGUGCAGUCUCUGGCAUACUUGACUAUGGUGUGAAGAGAAGCCCCCUGGAGAACUGAGAUGAUAUCAGUGAGCAUGAUGACAAUGAUAGGAGCUAAUGUUCUUGUGUCAAGCUUUCAAAAGUCCCACAAGGCUCUCAAUGGAUUUCCCCCCCUUCAUCCACUCAUGGAACAUGCCAUGCCUCUAGAGACCCGUAACUCUUUCCCCCUCUGUCUUCAGUGGGCCAACACUAAGAGACUUGACCGGACUCAGACCAGCCUUUCUCCUUGGCCAUGAGGACUCCUGCUUUGAGACGAAUGUGGAUUUCUUUCUUUCUUUCUUUGUUUUUCCCCCCCUCUUUGUUUCUUUUUCUUCCCCCUCCCCUUUUCCUCCUGAUUUCAAUACAGUUUUGCAUUCUUAUUGGGUAGGCACUCUGUCCUAAAUGUGCCAUUUAUACAGAUUUGGCGCAUUGUAAACAUUUUGUAAAUACUUCAUUUAUUUUUUUAAAUGGAUUGUUUUAAAACGAGCUAAAAAGGCUGGAUGACCAUUUGAAAACAGUGUUUGAAAGAUCUUUUAAAAUCAGGACUUUGUCAGCACUGGACGGCGGUAUUUUGUUUGCUUAUUCCAUAAUUUUCGCCCAUGGGAAAUAAGUUGAAACCUUUCCAGGUAGUGCACCACCUUUGCUUUGUUAUAACAAAAAAAAAAAAUUGGGCUCCCCACAUUUUCUUUUUAAAUCCAAAAACACCGUUCAAAUGUUUUGUCAGCUUCUAAGCGUUUCAGCGGGUGGCGCAGUUGUUCAGAUUUGCACUUCACUCUAAAUUGUCUCUCAUCAUUACCCAGUGUUGACAAAAGUUCCUGAUGUGGGUUGCUCAAAUAAAUGGCCUCAUUUUAGGGUUGAGAAAACUUGAGGCUUAUUUGCUUUCCAGCCUUUUGCUUGUAACACUGACUAAGGCACUCUGCAGGGUCCCCUAACUCGGGUGACUCUAAUCAUAGAGGUAAUUUAAUAUUUUCAUCAUGUAAUAGUGCUUCUCGCUGCAAUGCAGCUCAAAUUGGCAACGUGCAAAAAUGUUGAAUUUAUAAGCGAGAUGUGUAGCUGUUACAUGGGUUUGUGUUCUCUGGCACUAGGACAUGAUGACUUUAAACAGACCGUUUGGGCUUGGAGGAUUGAAAGGAACUUAGUUCCCAUUGGUGAAAGGAAAAAAUGGACAAAAACAACAACUGGAUGCCAAGACUUCUAAACGAUGGACUGACAUAAUGUAGCGGCAGAGACAUGCAGUGCAUCGCGAGUCAGCAGGCUUUUCUUUUUUUUUUUUUUUUUUGGAACAAGACAUUGUUCUUAAGAUGCUGCACAGAUUUAACAGAAGGUUCUAAACCUUUGCAGUGUGGGCUGCACUUAAGUGUGAACUUUAGUUCAAGGGUUGGGCAAUAAUACGGACUGCACACGUGCUGGGAGCACUUCCUCGGUUA